Molecule: messenger RNA, 611 nt
Organism: Seriola dumerili (greater amberjack)
Lineage: Eukaryota; Metazoa; Chordata; Actinopteri; Carangiformes; Carangidae
Product: histone H3
Exons: 1
Coding region: 97-507 (136 amino acids)
Cellular component (GO): nucleosome
Molecular function (GO): protein heterodimerization activity; DNA binding; structural constituent of chromatin
Source: RefSeq, a predicted model, not a curated record
UCAGCGCCGAGCUCGCUCCGGCAGCGGCGGGAUAAAGCCGCGGCUGGCCGUCACACAACACUCCUUCCGUCGCUGUUCACUGACCGACUCGCUACAAUGGCCAGAACCAAGCAGACCGCCCGGAAGUCCACCGGCGGGAAAGCUCCCAGGAAGCAGCUGGCGACCAAAGCCGCCCGUAAGAGCGCCCCGGCCACCGGCGGAGUGAAGAAGCCUCACCGCUACAGGCCCGGUACCGUGGCUCUGAGAGAGAUCCGCCGGUACCAGAAGUCCACCGAGCUGCUGAUCCGCAAGCUGCCCUUCCAGCGCCUGGUCAGGGAGAUCGCUCAGGACUUCAAGACCGACCUGCGCUUCCAGAGCUCCGCCGUCAUGGCUCUGCAGGAGGCCAGCGAGGCUUACCUGGUCGGCCUGUUCGAGGACACCAACCUGUGCGCCAUCCACGCCAAGAGGGUCACCAUCAUGCCCAAAGACAUCCAGCUGGCCCGCCGCAUCCGCGGGGAGAGGGCUUAAACUGACCCCAGACCAGUUCACAAACACAACGGCUCUUUUAAGAGCCACUUACAUGUUCUAGAAGAGCAACACCUUUAUGAAUCUGCACUAUGGAGCAAUUACAA